Molecule: messenger RNA, 2934 nt
Organism: Glossina fuscipes
Lineage: Eukaryota; Metazoa; Arthropoda; Insecta; Diptera; Glossinidae
Gene: bgm
Product: very long-chain-fatty-acid--CoA ligase bubblegum
Exons: 7
Coding region: 229-2226 (665 amino acids)
Cellular component (GO): endoplasmic reticulum; membrane
Molecular function (GO): long-chain fatty acid-CoA ligase activity
Source: RefSeq, a predicted model, not a curated record
UUUUUUUUAACGGUUUUAAACGGCGGUGUCAUAAUCUCAUUAGAUUAUCAAUGCAACGAUAUGCACAAUAUUCUUGCAAAAUAAAUUGAUCGCAUUUUCUCAUCUUCUUGCGUUUUUUCUCUGUUCUCUUCGUUUUUCUAAAUACUUCUCUUUUCUCCUUUCUGCCACCCUCUCACAAUUAUUGAGAGAAUAAUUACACAUUUAGUUGUAUUGUAAGCCAAAAUAAAGAUGACUGUUGACAGCCUUUACAAUCGACCGGGACCAAAUAGUCUCAAGGAAGCAGAAAACUUUUACACCGUCGAUAUAAGGCAAUGCGUUAAACUUCGUAUAUCAAAAGAAGGACCAGGAUCUGAUGAGCCUCUCUCGAUACCUGGACUAUUAAAGCGUACCGUUAACAAUUAUCCUGAUUAUCCAGCUCUUAGAUACCGCUCAGGGAAAAGAGAUUAUCAAACUGUUACGUACAGGCAAUAUGAGCAGAAUGUUUGUCAAAUCGCUAAAGCCUUUAUCAAGUUAGGUUUAGAAGAACAUCAUGCAGUUGGGGUAUUGGCCUUCAAUUGUCCUGAAUGGUUUUAUUCAGCAAUGUCAGCUAUACAUGCUGGCGGUAUUAUAGCCGGCGUUUAUACUACAAAUUCAGCGGAAGCAGUUCAGCAUGUCUUGGAAAACUCGAAUGCUCAAAUUGUGAUCGUAGAUGAUAGCAAACAAAUGGAGAAAAUACACAGCAUCAGGAAUAAACUGCCGAAAUUAAAGAUCGCUGUACAAAUUCAGGAACCCUAUGCUACGUUUAUGCUUAAAGAAAAUGGUUAUUUUCGAUGGUCUGAAUUGGAAUCAAUGAAUGUUGCUGAUGUGGAACAUGAGUAUCAGAGACGUUUGGAAAAUAUAGCCAUUAAUGAGUGUUGUUGUUUGGUCUAUACGUCUGGUACUGUUGGUAUGCCGAAGGGGGUUAUGCUUAGUCAUGAUAAUAUUACAUACGAUAGCCGUGUCAUACUUAAGUCAUUGGAACGUGUGAUUAUUGGCGCUGAAGUAUUGGUCUCUUAUCUGCCGUUAUCUCAUGUAGCUGCUCAAACUUCUGAUAUAUACACAAUGGCUAUGGUUGCUGGUUGCGUUUAUUUUGCCGAUAAAGAUGCUUUAAAAGGAACACUGGUUAAGACGUUACAAGAUGCUCGUCCCACAAGAUUUAUGGGUGUACCACGUGUUUAUGAAAAAUUUCAAGAACGCAUGGUUACUGUCUCUGACGCUAGUGGCAGUUUAAAACGUAUGUUAGCUAGUUGGGCUAAGGGUGUGACGUUGAAGCAUUACAUGCAGAGUCAAGGAAAAAUUAGUGAUUUCCGCUACAAGAUUGCGAAAUCCUUAAUUAUGUCCAAAGUUAAAUAUGCUUUGGGAUUAGACCGUGCAAUAAGCUUGGUUAGUGCGGCGGCUCCUAUGUCGCCAGAAACGAAAAAAUACUUUUUAAGUUUGGAUAUGAAGAUUUUGGAUGCUUUCGGGAUGAGUGAAACGGCUGGAUGUCAUUGUUUAUGUUUGGCUGACGCAGUCGUAUUGAAUUCGAUCGGUAAAACGUUACCGGGCUGCGAAACGAAAAUCAUUAAUAAAGAUGAAAAAGGUCAUGGUGAGAUCUGUAUACGAGGUCGCCAUGUUUUUAUGGGCUACAUUGAUAAUAAAGAGAAAACGUUAGAAGCUUUGGAUGAUGACGGUUGGUUACAUUCCGGUGAUGUCGGUUAUAUUGAUGACAAAGGUUAUACUUAUAUAACGGGAAGAUCAAAAGAGAUAAUUAUAACCGCUGGCGGUGAAAAUAUCCCACCUAUACAUAUAGAGAAUUUAAUAAAAAAAGAAUUGGACGCUAUAUCAAAUGCCGUACUAGUUGGAGAUCAACGUAAAUAUCUAACGGUUCUGUUAACCAUCAAAACCGAAAUGGACAAAGAUAGUGGAGCACCUUUAGACGAACUCAGUUAUGAGUCUUUAACGUGGAUGAAAUCAUUAGGUGUUAAUUAUACUACCUUAACGGAAAUUUUACGAGCUGAUGCAUCUCCAAAAAUUAGUCAAUCUAUUGAAGAAGCUGUUAAGCGCGCUAAUAAAAAUUCUAUUUCUAAUGCCCAAAGAGUACAAAAGUUUACCAUACUACCACAUGAUUUUUCCAUACCCACGGGCGAACUCGGGCCAACCCUCAAAAUAAAGCGUAAUGUAGUCCUAAAACGUUAUAAUGGAUUAAUAGAAAAAAUGUAUUUGGAGUAAAAGAAGAAGGAAACCCCGUUAUUCUAUUAACACCUAGAAUCCAAAACCAAAGUUAUAAUUUCAACAAGGGAUGGUCGCGAGAAAAACAAAAGUAGAAAAAUAAAAUGCUUUCACUGUCUCUUUCUUUGAGAAUUGAAGAUUUUCCUUUGAGCUGCCUUUUCCUUUCCAUAAAAGUCAAUUCUGCCACAAGCCAAUUAUUAAAAUCAAUAAAAAUUGCAAAACUUCUAAAGCUUAAAAAGCUUCGCUUUUAAAUGCGAAAAGUUUAAAAAGUCAUGCCUCUGCUGACGUAAAUAAACGACUGACAAUUUCUUAUACAUAAAUUCUUUUUUUUUGUGCGUAUUUCUCACGUCUGGUUAUAAUGUACAGCUACACAAAGAAAUACUAACAUAAUUCUGCAUAAUAUAGCAGUAAUAGCAGCCUAAGGCAAUUACAACAACAGAAAGUCUGUCUCGUCGCACUACAUCGGCCAGCAGACAGAAUAAAUUUUAAUUUAUAUACAAACUUAACAAGAUUGAAAACCAGGCGUACAGAAUAUUUAAUGUGUACAUGUUUGGUAAACAUCGCAUGGAUUCAAUGGAACACAUGUUAAACACGCCAAAUCAACGUACAGAUAGAUGUGCAUAUGUAAACACCGUUGUAUAUACGUAUUUCUCUGUAUGUAUAUGCAGUCAGUAUUAAAAUAUAAAACUCAUAUAAUCAUUUGUAUAU